AUGAGUUCCAGAAGCUCUAAAGAGAUGGGGGACGUCUCACAGAAUGCAGCAGAUCUCCUACUAAUGAUCAAAGAAUACCUGACAUUCUGUGAGCUGGAGGAAACAGUGAAGGUCCUUGGGAAGGAAUGCAAAAGCAAAGGGAAACCAGUGCCAAAAACACGCAGCAGUUUAACCGAAGACUGCAAGAUAUUAAAUUUACAGAAAGAUCUGCUCAGCUCGUUUGAUGAUGGAGAGAUGAAGGUCUUUUUUAAGCUGUGGACAGAAAACCUGCCCACACUUGUCCGUGACAGCGACCCAGCCGUACAAAAACUGGAGUUCUACCUGCAUAUUCACUUCUCCGUCUAUCCACUGAAGAAUGCUAUGGGAAAACAGGAUAAAGCUGAAUUUGAUGAGCGGAUGAGUCAUUUUAAACACUUCUUGGAGACGAGAGGUGCAGCGCUAAGCCAAACUACAGAGUUCCUGCCAUUUUACGCUCUGCCUUUUGUUCCCAAUCCUGUAACACAUCCGUCAUUCAAGGAGAUCUUUCAGGACUCCUGGACUCUAGAUUUAAGAAAAAAGCUUGAAAUGGUUUUAGUAUCUACUCUAAAAGCAUCAGCUACACCAAGGCUACUCAUAUUAUAUAGAGAAAGCACAAACAACAACAGAGAGGACAUGGAGCAGCUAGCUGAAGCAGAGAAAACGGCCUCUGCGUACAUGAAGAAGUUCAGUAAGAUCCAGGCUGAUUAUGACAACCUUAUCAGUGUGACGGCUGAACUGGUGGACUCACUUGAGGCUACUGUCAAUGGGAAAAUGAUAUCCCCUGAGUAUCUCCAGAGUGUGGGUGUACGCCUCUUCAGUGGACACAUGAGCCAGAGUGUUGCUCAGAGCAUCGAUUUUACACGGCCUGGAACAGCCUCGUCCCUGUUACGUGCAUCCAUUGCAGCACAGAGGAGUAAAGACGUCCCACUGCUGCCCUCACUGGACUAUGAGAAACUGAAGAGGGAUCUGAUCAGUGGAUCCGACAGAUUGAAAGCUUUGCUUCUGCAGGCCCUACGCUGGAGACUGACCCGCUCAAUACAGGGUGAGCAGAGAGACACGGUUCUACAGGCAUUCAUCAGAAAUGACUUGUUAAACUGCUACACCACUAAACAGAAAUCUGUGGUUUACCUCAUUAAAUCGAAGAAUGAGACAGUGAGGCAGUACACAGCUCGCCUCCUUAACACCUUUGCCUCUCUGUCUGAGGGUCGUGUGUAUCUGUCUCAGUGUUUCUCUCUGCUGAAGCUGUUAGUUGAAUGUUUGCGGUUAGAGGAAAAGGAUUCGGUAACCAGUAAGAAAGUGUUGGGGGUACUGCAGAAACUCAGCGUCAGACGGGUCCAUCAGUCGGCUCUGAUCAGAUUGGGUCUGAUCACGUGGUUGGUUGACGAACUGCAGGACGCGGACUCGCUAUCUGAUUACACAGUGGAGUGCGCUGUAACUCUGCUGAUGACUCUUUGUCUGCGCACUCAGGGAAAAAAAAAAUGUGCAGAAGAAGCCAAACGUGUGCUGAAGGUUCUGACUGACUUGUUAGGACAUGAAAGCCAUGAGAUCAAGUCCUAUGUUAACAGAGCUCUUUUUAGCAUCCUGAGUGUUCCAGCAUUAAAAAAAGAGGCCAUAGAAAUGAGUUUGGAGGAAAUCCUGCGCUGUUACAUAAAAGAGGAAAAUCCUGAACUGAUCAGAGCUUUGGAGUUCAUCAUUAAACAUCUCAACUCAGAGGAGACACCCAAAGAUCUGGAGUCAGGGGAUGAAGAGGAAGAUGAAGAUGAGGUGCCUGGGGACAUGAUAGAGCCAGAUCUGGACAAAGAGGAAGAUCUCCAACCCCAGCCUAAAGAGCUUUCAGGAGAACAUUUGCUAACUACAGAGUAUCUCGAAUUUCCUGUUUAGAUGGCCUUUGUGAAGUGAUCGCUGUGAUGUCUUCCCAUGUCUGUGAUGGCC
Molecule: messenger RNA, 1950 nt
Organism: Clarias gariepinus (North African catfish)
Lineage: Eukaryota; Metazoa; Chordata; Actinopteri; Siluriformes; Clariidae
Product: lisH domain-containing protein ARMC9-like
Exons: 20
Coding region: 1-1899 (632 amino acids)
Biological process (GO): cilium assembly
Cellular component (GO): ciliary basal body; ciliary tip; centriole
Molecular function (GO): protein binding
Source: RefSeq, a predicted model, not a curated record